UAAUUACGGAGCUUGUUCGUUGAAAGGACGUUACACUGGCUUGGAAAAUAAGCAGUGCGUUGAUAGUUCACAAGCGUCGCAGCGGUGGCAGGGAGUGGGGAACAUAGACACUGGUGGUGACGCCCUAUCGCCGUUGAAGUUUCCGCCUGACGGUUUCCCUCGACUAGCGACAUCAAAGAUACCAGUACUUGUCCGCAGUUCACUAUGGCCGGCGUGAACCCCGUACAGGACAGCGAUUUCGAUGAGCUGCUGAGGUUGGAGGCGAACAAGGAGGCCGCGGAUGGCUGGUCGCAUCAUGCCAGCGGUGAUGGGUUUGAGACGUGGGUGCGCAGAAGAGACAACGAAAAGAUUAACAUGAUGAAAACGUACUACCACAUCAAAGGUGUUACAAAGGAACAGUUAUUGGACCUGAUGGUCGAGCCAGAUCAACGCACUCGCUUUGACAACUCAUUCAAGGAAUAUCGCUUCGUCAAGGACUUCGGGGACCACAAGAUAUUGUACACGCGCUGUCCCAUGAAUGCUCCCUUUGUAUCCGAUCGGGAUUUCGUCGUUGCUCACACACGUCGCACAACUGCCGCGGAGAUCUGCGUGAUCAACAAGCAGAUCGAGACAGAGCUGGUCCCGCUGGUGUCCGGGGCUGUGAGAGCUGACACGCUGUGUUUGAGCAUCACCUUCCGUGAUGCGGAAGGCGACGAAAUUGCAGCUACCAUGUGCUAUAUUCUCCAAUCCGAUUACAAGAUUAGCAUGCCGGCCAGUGUCAUCAACUCUAAGAUCGCCAGCACUCCCCCAGCGUUCCUCAAACGCCUUCAGGACUUUGUAACACAUGCAUACAAGCCAGAACUGGCUGCAGCCAAGUCGUCCUGAGAACGAGGAUUGACGAGCGGCUUCAAUCACCAGAGAAGGACCUGCAAUCAUUCCGCUCGUCGUGUUGCCAAGCUGAACCACUGCUCCAGUAUGUAGAUCUGUAGUCACUAGUGUCUUGUGUGCUUUUCUUCAAUCGUGUGGAGAAGGAGGACGGUCUCUCGUCUCCUCUUUAUUAUUUUCUAAAGAUCACGGCUUCUUCCCUGUCUGAAUUCACGUCCCGUGUAACUGGCUAUUGUACAGUGCUGGCAACUGAAAUCCGAUCACC
Messenger RNA from Sycon ciliatum, 1129 nucleotides. RefSeq lists its product as uncharacterized. Gene Ontology annotation, molecular function: lipid binding. The transcript has 6 exons. Bases 205 to 864 code for a protein of 219 amino acids. NCBI's taxonomy places the organism in Eukaryota, Metazoa, Porifera, Calcarea, Leucosolenida, Sycettidae. The record is from RefSeq and is a predicted model, not a curated record.